Messenger RNA from Kluyveromyces marxianus DMKU3-1042, 1335 nucleotides. RefSeq names its product Cti6p (gene CTI6). Gene Ontology annotation, biological process: negative regulation of silent mating-type cassette heterochromatin formation; negative regulation of rDNA heterochromatin formation. The record is from RefSeq and is a predicted model, not a curated record. Gene Ontology annotation, cellular component: Rpd3L-Expanded complex; Rpd3L complex. Bases 1 to 1335 code for a protein of 444 amino acids. The transcript has a single exon. NCBI's taxonomy places the organism in Eukaryota, Fungi, Ascomycota, Saccharomycetes, Saccharomycetales, Saccharomycetaceae.
AUGAAACGAGAAACAAGGGAACGCAAUCAUAGGAGCGGACAGGAGGAGGAGAAGUACGUGGAGGAAUCUGAGUUUGAGCAAGAGGACGAAGGUGAAACUCGGUGUAUAUGUGGUAGAAUUGAGCCGCCAGAUGACUCUGGUCUUUAUAUUCAGUGCGAAGAGUGUCAUGUUUGGCAGCAUGGAUACUGUGUAGGUAUCACUGAAGAAGAUACACCAGAUAAGUACUGGUGUGAGCAGUGUAAGCCUGAUCUUCAUUCACUAUACUCUACAGAUAUUGGUGAAAAGAGAUCGAUCUACAAGCCUAUACAGCAGCGUCGCAGAAAACAUAGGAAGACUAAGAGGAAUUCUGAAUCUGAGAGUGAAGGGUCGGUCGAUGCCCAAUCGCCAUCUAGUUCUGGAUUGAACGGUUCUGUAGGUUCUCAAAGAGUAUCUAGACAGCGUAGAAACAGUGGAAAUGCAGAUGUCUCUAACAAGAGAGAGGAUCCUGAUGAAAUUGUUGCGGAUGAUGGUACUACCGAGGAGAAGGAAGUGGACGAACCAAAGACCGAAUUGGACGAAUUUGAAGAAAACCAAAAACAUUCUGAUCGCAAGCGUGCUACUUCCAGUGCAAGAGAGGAAAAGCAUUAUCAGCUAAUGUUAGAAAAAGCGUUGCGUGAGAGUAGACGCUCUUCUAAGGAUGGACCUGAAGAGCAGGAUGGAAGCGACCAUUUGAAAGACGAAGCAAGCACUGGCAAGAUGCCAUCGCCAAAAUUGUCUUCAAGAGACACGGAGUCUCUGGAAGUGAACGAAUGGGAAACAGAAGACUCCACUAGCCAAUCCAGAAAAAGAGGGAGAGCUGCUACGAAAUCUACAUCUCCAUCUGAGUCAGAAGAAGACUCGAAAUCGAAGAGAUCAAGAAGAGGGAAAACUGCUAGUUCUUCUCAAAGCAAUUCCAGAAAUGCAAAGGCUGGAGGAAGAGGCUCUAGAAAUGGCAGGUCUAAUGGCUCGAAGGCGUCUGGGUCGUCUGGUAGCUCCAAUUCUUCUAAAUCAAAUGGCUCAACUACAUCCGAAAUAGGGAUAAAUAAGCCUCUAAAACCUCGGAUCCCUUCUCAAAGGACAACUAUACAUGAAAUGAGACGCAGGGUGAAUGCAAUACUGGAAUUUAUAUCCAGAACUCAACUUGAACUGUCCGAAGAUCAGCUUCAAAAAGAGCAAUUAUGUCAAUUUGUUGAGAAUGAAGAAUUUCUGGAAAACAUAAAUAAAAUAUUCUCCAACUAUGAUGAAUCAUUGAAGUCAAUGGAUGAUCUUACGAGAAAGCUUCUCCUUUGGGAGCAAAAAUUCAGUACAAUUCAUUAG